This is a messenger RNA of Ichthyophthirius multifiliis, 477 nucleotides long. RefSeq lists its product as hypothetical. Lineage: Eukaryota; Ciliophora; Oligohymenophorea; Hymenostomatida. The transcript is spliced from 2 exons. The record is from RefSeq and is a predicted model, not a curated record.
AUGAAAAAAUGUCAAGAAUAUCAGCUUUUAUGGAAGGAUAAGGAUUAGCUUCAUAUUUUUUAUUAAGUAGCUAAUCAUUUUUGCUUGAUUCAUUGUCUUUAAUACUAGCUUAAAUAUCCAUAAGCUUAAUGUUAAAACCUGAUGAAAUCUACAUACUAAGUUAAAUACAGUUAACAUCAUUCUAUAUAAUAUUUAAAUACAUACAAAACUACUAAUAAAGGUAAAUAUAUUACGAAAACCACAAAUAAACCAGUUGGAACUAAAUUCUGGACAAUAUAUUAUCAAAUCCAUUAAUAGUAACUAGAUAUGAUAAGAUAACAAAUCGUAUUUUCCUACAUAACUGCAAUAAGUAAUCCCGAAAAUAUAAAAUAGACUAAAGCUUGGAAGAAUUUAAUAAUUUUUUGCAAAAUGUCCAUUUAAAUAAGACUAAAUCAAAAUUAAAAAAUAUGUAUUUUUCCGAAUCUAUAUAAAACCUGA